AUGGUGCGACUUUUGGUUCGGCGUUUUUAUUUAAGUGGGAUCGUUUUCAGGUUUCCACGAAAACCUCUUUUCAUACCUCACCCUCUUCCGAUGAAAGCGCCGCAUGUGCUUCAAAGUACGACAAACAGAUCAAGCAGUGAAUUUUUGAUUUUUUUUUUCUUUUUUAACAUUGCAUUGUCGUUUACAAAUAGCGUCGGAAAAAAAUAAAUUCAAAUCAGUUGUUUUUCUUUCAAUCCAUUCUGAGAGAAAUUCUAAUUAUUUUAUUAGAAAGAAUUUAUCAAUUUUUUUCUAGGAUGAUAAAAGAGUCUGACGAGAAGUUCAAUGAGGUAUUCCGAUGUGCACAAGAAGCGAUUUUAGAGGGAGUUCAGCCUCAACUGAUCCCCGAAGGAAGCUCAGGUUUGAAUAUUGAAGUUUGAGUGCAAAUCGGGUGGGUUAAGGCUCAUAUUUCGUGUACAACAAAGAUGGAGAAACUAUCGGUGUGUUCAAGCCAAAAGAUGAGGAACCUUUUGCCGCCCUCAAUCCAAAAUGGCCCAAGUUUUUUCAAAGGUUCUCUUGACUAGAUUUUUAGGCUUUUUUCAUACGUUUCUCUAGAGUUUUGUGCUUCUGCUGUUUUGGACGAGCUUGUUUGAUCCCGAACACCGGCUAUUUAUCAGAAGCAGGCGCCAGUAUAGUCGAUGAAAUGUUUCAUGUAAUUCAUAUUUCAAUAAGUUAACCAUUGGGAUCUUUUCAGUUCAAUGUCAUUCCGAAGACACGUGUGGUCAAGUUGGCUUCACCUUCAUUUUUCUACUCUAGGUGCUGUGGACGAACAGAAAUAAGACCCAAAGAAGGUAGUUUCCAGGUAUCUUUUUCACUUUAGAUUGAUUCCAAUCUUUUCAUUCCCCAUUUAAAAAAUAUCGGUCAUCGCUUCACUCUCAUGAAUUUUCAAAAAAAACGCCUUUAGUGGAACAGUUUUUGAAAGAUGAUUCUGGCAAAAGUUUUUUGAGUAGACCGUUCGAUACGCAGUGAAACGCUCUUCAAGAUAAUGUUUUUUACCUCAAACCCCGUCUUUACUACCCCUAUGCCUUUGAGAGUGGACAAAAUCGUUUGAAAAAACUUUUCCGUUGGCAAAAUAAUAUAAAACAAAGCACUUGUAGAGAUGUUAAAAAAAAAUAAACAUUCGAAUUAAUCUAUUGUUUUUCUCAUACAUCAUCAUUUUUUAUUUUUUGACUUAAUUUCUAGUUGGAAAAUGAAAAACUAUUGAUUUCCAAAAAAUUUGUAAUCAACUUCUGGGUAUUUCUAAAUUUUAACUCCUUUAAAAGGCGCAGACUUCUUAGGUGACUUGAAAUAACACGAAAACGCUUUUCGCCUUCAUGACGUCAUUAAAUCAGUUCUUGUGCCUCUAAAACCAUCAUACAUAAUGUAAAAAAAUUUAUAUUGCGCAUUUUUUUAAGCUUUUUGUGAAAGGAUACGAAAGCGCAGCUGCAGUUUUUGCUCGAUGGAAUUACGAUUCAUCUCUUUUGUCAAAAGAACAAGAAUCCAAGUUUCUUCCUCAAAAUCUGUAUAUCGUGAACAUUUUAUUUUUGCAGAUUCCUUUUUAUGUUCCAGAAAAUGUGCAUUUUGGAUUAUGUCAUCCGCAAUACUGACCGUCAUCCCGAUAAUUUAUUGAUAAAGUUUUUAAAUCGAACAAUAAUAUUAUUAAUCAUUUUUUAAACAGACACAUCCCUGGAGGAGAUUUAGAAAUUGCGGUUAUCGAUAAUGGACUCGCGUUCCCUGUUAAACAUCCAGAGUGCACAAGUCUGUUCAGGUUUUAGGGAACAAAUGUAUAUUUUUUGAACAAAUUCCUGAUCUAGAACUUUUCCUUUCCGAUGGGGCACUAUGGAUUGGGCGAAAGCCGACUGGGACGAAGACCUCAGAACCGCCGUUUUACAACAGCUCACGCCUAUUUUCGUCCAUGAACUGUGUCUGCAACUCAAGGUUCCUAUUAAAUUUGAGAUCAGUCGUUUAGGAGUCUAGGAGUUUAAGAGUACUGGGAGAUAGUUCCUAGUUCAAAACACCCAGGCGAAUCGGGAGGGUGCCAUAAUGGGUCCACAAGUAUUCCUCUCAAAAGGGAGCGUGGAUAUCCCAUAAUAUGUCCUUCGUGAGACCUCCAGCAUAUUUUUUAGCACUAGCUGAGUCAUAUCGGAUGUACUUGAGACCUCAAGUCUAUCUCAUUUUGCUCAAAAUUUCAGAGAAUAAGCUGUGGUAAUUGUCAGAAAAAUAUAUCGGAAAAGCUUCAAGGUUAUGGGGACGACACUGUGCAAGAAAAUUACAUAUUCAGAAACUGUUUUGCCACGGCUACGGAAACACACGUUUAUUAGUGAACAGUCAGCUUCGGGUCGUUCGCGGACAAGUUGUUUCAGCUUCAAAAUAUUUUUUUCAACACUUCUUGCAGCUUUGGAAUCUGCGAGACGCUCUUCAAAAUAGAGAGCCGCCUGCCAAGCUUGCACAGAGGCAGCCGAUCGUCGUCACGAGAACGUUUUUCUUUUUCAUUUUGCCCCAAAAUAGGAAGUUUUUUAGAUACCGACGCGGCUUUCCAACAACUGACGACUGGGAACAGUGGUUCCGAAUCAAAAAUGUCGACUACGGAACUCGUCAAUGCUGCUGA
This is a messenger RNA of Caenorhabditis auriculariae, 2623 nucleotides long. The record is from the annotation of a GenBank genome assembly. NCBI's taxonomy places the organism in Eukaryota, Metazoa, Nematoda, Chromadorea, Rhabditida, Rhabditidae.